AUGAUGCAAGCAAUCCUGUCGCGACUGCAUUCCCACAAAUGCGCUACCUUGAAGGUACCAUCGAACACGGUAACGCGUUCAUUUUUUCUUUCGUGUGACCUGUUUGUGAAGAGAAAGUGUCGGACUGGCCGGAAUCGUGGUGAGAUUGUCAGUAACCUGCGUGCUGAGGAUAAAGAACCCAACGAUUUUGGCGUAGAGUUCAGCUUCGCCAACCGCGCCACACGGAAAAGUUCAAACAGAGCAAACACUCGUCUAUCAAAUAGAAUACGAGGCAGUGGAGCUGUUCUCGUCCCGCAUCCAGACAAGGCAGAAAAAGGUGGUGAUGACGCGUGCUUAGUUCUCGAGUAUCAUGGAGUCUUUGGAAUCAUGGAUGGCGUCGGAGGCUGGGCCGAUGAAGGAGUCGACCCUGCUACAUAUUCUAGUACUUUUGCAAAAAAGUUGGCAGCAGCAGUUCUGGCUGGAGAAAAAGACCCUUGCGGAAUGAUCACAUAUGCUCAUGCGCAAACCCGCGUCAGAGGCAGCAGCACUGCAUGCGUAGCGACGGUUUCGCCUCGGGAUGGUUUGACUCUGGUCCGUAUAGUAAAUCUCGGCGAUGGAGGCGCAGUAGUUGUACGGGGCAAGAAAGUGGUGUUUACUACUGCUGCCCAACAACACCAGUUUAACUGCCCAUUUCAACUUGGUUGUCCCAGAUACUAUCCAGAAACUGAUUCAGUGGACGAUGUCCAGCGAUAUGACGUGAGCGUGUCUCGCGGAGAUGUUCUGAUCAUGGGAUCCGAUGGACUCUGGGAUAAUGUGUUUCUCUUUGAGGUAGCCAGAGUUUGUGAGGAGUUGUUGAUGAUGGAAGGCAGCGCGCAAGAAAUUGCGGAAUCGGUUGCGGGCAAAGCAUUUACCAACUCAAAGGAUGAACACUACGAUAGUCCCUUUACGCAAGAGGCAAGGGGAAAAGGAUACGGUGUUGGUCGAUCGGAGCACGCGCGGGGUGAUCGACUUGUUGGUGGCAAGAUGGAUGAUAUUGCCGUUCUGGUUGUCAUAUUCGACUCAUCAUAGCUGCAAAAAACCUACAAGAAGAAUAAUCUUUUGGAGAUGUUUGCUUGCUUUCUAUAGUACCUUUGUAUCUCACAACAAACGUAGCAAAAGUCGCAGGGACGUCGAUGCCAGUUCUUUAAUCUACGUAUUCCGUUUACUCUGUCGAAUUAUCUGCAAACAUGACAUUGUAAAUACCUAUCCCGCAACCUGUACAGCAAGGCCGUAUUUUCACGGGUGUCGGCGGGGCUUCAAAAUUUUUCAAGAGAGUCCUUCCGUCUAAUUCCAGAGGGACCAAAAAAUAAUUCAAGCAGAACAUCAGCGGAAACAUUCAGGUUAUUUAUAACGAGAUCCCAUGAAGUCUUUCCGUACAUCGUGCUCGAAAACACCGUCAUCCUACUACGAAUGCAAGGCCAGCAAAACCACCGGUGUUCCUUAAUUUUAGAGCCGAAGAUGUUCGCCAAGAAAUGUGCUUCUGUCGAGUAGAAAUUCAAUAACAGCGGAAGGGAGAUCUUAGGAGCCCGAUCUGACGCUGCUGAAAGGGAUGAUAGAGACAGCGGAUGCCGAGGCAGCGAUGGAGAAAGUAGACUCAACAUUUGCGACGCCUUGUUGGCCACUGACCUUGCAAGAUACGCUAGGAUCCUCUUUGCUCCGGAGAAGUUUUGAGUGCACAAACAUGCAACGAGGCAGAGAGUUGGCAAUCCGAGCAAACAAAAUGUCGAGGUCAUCAAAACGUGGCCAAAGUGAGGCAGUAUGUUUACGAAGAAAGUUACCGCCCAUCUCCAGUGCAGUGAGUUGUCCAUGGCAUUAUUGGAUGAAUCGUUUAAUGAAAACCAACCGUCUCGCAGGCCUU
Molecule: messenger RNA, 1876 nt
Organism: Micromonas commoda
Lineage: Eukaryota; Viridiplantae; Chlorophyta; Mamiellophyceae; Mamiellales; Mamiellaceae
Exons: 1
Coding region: 1-1047 (348 amino acids)
Source: RefSeq, a predicted model, not a curated record